Messenger RNA from Morone saxatilis (striped sea-bass), 3251 nucleotides. Its product is annotated as noelin-like. The record is from RefSeq and is a predicted model, not a curated record. Gene Ontology annotation, biological process: signal transduction. The transcript is spliced from 6 exons. Bases 149 to 1510 code for a protein of 453 amino acids. Lineage: Eukaryota; Metazoa; Chordata; Actinopteri; Moronidae.
GCAGAGAGUAGCAGAGACAAAUAGAUAUAUAAUACAGAUAUAUAGAUAUAGAUAUAAAUAGCUAUAGAUACAGAUACAUGUACAGAUACAGAUAGAGAAAUAAAUAUACAAAUAUAGACACAUAAAUAAGGAGGUGAAUAUUUGACAGAUGGAGUCUGAAGAGAAUCUGAUCAACGUUUUCCUGCUGCUGUUCAUCGGAUCGCUGCUCACUGUGGUAGGUCCUUCUGCCCCUGAGGAGGGCUGGCAGGUGUAUAGUUCAGCUCAGGACUCUGAAGGUCGAUGUGUUUGUACGGUGGUCGCUCCUCAGCAGACGGUCUGCUCCAGAGAUGCUCGAACCAAACAGCUCAGACAGCUGCUUGAGAAGGUUCAGAAUAUGAGUCAGUCCAUUGAGGUUCUGGACCAGCGCACUCAGAGAGAUCUGCAGUUUGUGGAGAAAAUGGAAGUUCAGCUGAACGGUCUAGAAAACAAAUUCAAACAGGUGGAAGAUGGACAUGAGAACAACAUCGCUAGACAGUACAAGUCCAUAAAAGCAAAGAUGGAGGAGUUACGUCCUCUGAUCCCAGUCCUGGAGGCAUAUAAAGCGGACGCUCUGCUGGUCCAACAGUUUAAGGAGGAGGUGGCGAAUGUGACAGAGCUGCUGGGAACGCUGCAGGAACAAGUGGGAGGUCUGGACUACCAGGAGCUCCACAGCCGAGUGACGAGCCUGGAAGACAGACUGAGGGCCUGUAUGCAGAGGCUGGCAUGUGGAAAACUGACAGGAAUCUCUGAGCCCAUCACCAUCAAGACCUCUGGAUCAAGGUUUGGAUCGUGGAUGACCGACCCGGUCGCUCCCACUGGAGACAACAGAGUUUGGUACAUGGAUGGUUACCAUAACAACCGCUUUGUGAGGGAGUACCAGUCAAUGUAUGACUUCAUGAUGACAGAUAACUUCACCUCUCACCGGCUGCCUCACCCCUGGUCUGGUACUGGUCAGGUGGUUUAUAAUGGAUCCAUUUACUUCAACAAGUUUCAGAGUCACACCAUCAUCAAGUUUGACUUCAGCACAUCACUCAUCAGCCGCUCUCGACAGCUCGACUUCGCCGGCUACAACAACAUGUACCAUUAUUCUUGGGGGGGGCACUCAGACAUCGACCUUAUGGUGGAUGAGGGGGGGCUCUGGGCCGUCUACGCCACAAAUCAGAAUGCUGGAAACAUCGUUCUCAGCCAGUUAAACACAAAUACUCUGCAGAUCAUCCGUAGCUGGACCACCAACCACCCGAAACGUAGUGCUGGUGAGGCCUUCAUGAUCUGUGGAACCCUGUAUGUUACCAAUGGAUACUCGGGAGGAACUAAAGUAUACUAUGCCUACUCCACCAACUCCUCCACCUAUGAGUACAUCGAUAUUCCUCUGACCAAUAAAUACAGCCACCUCUCCAUGCUUGACUACAACCCCCGAGACAGAGCGCUAUAUGCCUGGAACAACGGCCACCAAGUCCUUUAUAAUGUUACUCUCUACCACAUUAUACAAUAAGAUUAAAAGGUACAAGUCCUGUAUAAUCUUAGACUCUACUACUUUACACAGUAACAGAAAAAAUAAAUUCAUUAAAAUUUGAGAAUAGAAAAAAACCCUACAUCCUUUAGAUCAGGCGUUGCCAAACUUUUCCCCUUACAGGGCCAAAAUGAAACGUAAAAUCACGGGCAAAAGUCAAACACCUAUUGUAUGAUAUUGUAUUGUUUAGAUUUAAAAUGGUUCUAGCAUUCCAAGUUCCCUUAAUUGACUGACUGUGCAAAGUGUUAGUCUUCCUGCUGUGCUCAGAUCAUUAAAUAUAAUUAAUAUUUAUGGAUCCGAUAUAUAUUUAAAGAAAAAAUAAAUUUAUAUAACUUUUUUAAUUAAUUUGGACUUUUUUUCUCUAGAAACAUCUGGUUGGCCAAAUCAGACAUUAUGGUGUGCCAACUUUGGGCAGCCCUGCGUUAGAUAAAUCCUCAAGUACAUUUUUGACCACGUGUUGUUUGAAGUUUGAUGAUACAAAUGCACUUCAAGUGUAAACACACAUCACAUAGAAAUUCAACUUUCACAAUAAUAGACACUCAAAUGGCACUGAAGAAUGCUACACAUGUGUUAUCAAGACUUUUUUCUGUGAGUGAUAUUUUCUGACUUUAUGAAAUCAGACGUACUGUUCUUACUCUUAAGUAAUAAUAAUAAUAAUAAUAAUAAUAAUAACUUUUCUUACUGUUGUGCACAGUGAUAUAAAACAUUUAGGACUAUUUCUUUUCUAAUAAUUCCCUAAUUUUUAAAAUUAGUUGUUGUAGGUUUAGCAGGUUUACCCCAACAUUUUUCUCUCCAUCUUUUCAUGUGGUUUUACCACACACAAAGAAUUCUGGGCGAUGUAGACCCCUCAGCAGCCUCAUUCACAAAUCUGGUCCUCCUCAGCUGGUUUCUGAAUACUGCUGAAGCUACAACUUAAACAUUAGAAAUAUAAUUCUUUUAUAUUCUGUGAGUGUUUGCUGUUUAUGUAUAUUCAUCAACUUCAUGUUAAAGUAUUUUUUCAUACAACUCUCAAUUCUUCUGGUCUGCUGGUACAUUCAGUCCUUAAUUCCAAGCAUUAUCUGCAUCCGUCCAUCUUCAGCUCAGGAGCCUCCAUCACCAGGUCAGGCAUGUUGGUCAGAAACAUCAAAUGGAUGUAAAAAAUGUGAGACUUGAUUUAAUUCUACAGGUCCAAGUUUGAAACAUAUACAGCUCAGUGAUGAUUUGUCACGUUUGGAGGACUUCGGUUUUUUCUGGUUUCUUUUGUUCUUCAUUUCUUUUGUUCUGGUACCUUCAUUUUUUUCGUCCAUUUUUUUUACACAUAUACUAAAUAUUUGAGUUUUCUGUGUAAAUUUGAUCUGCGUGUAGGAGUAAGUGAAGACAACACUGAAAAUAUAUGAAUUUAUUGAAACUAUUGUAGUUGAUUUCAACAAUAACAGAAAUUUUCUAUUGUUACUUCUUUGUGUUUUGUAUUUCAGAUACAGAUUCGUACUCUAUUUGAUGUCAGACUUCUGCCUCUCGUUCCACAGUGCAGUAAUUAAGUGUUAUGAACUGAUGGGAAAAGCAGGAGAUGUUUUAUUAUACAACAGACUGCAUGUAAAAUGUUAAAGGAUUGCUCAGUUUUUGUAGCCACUAGCCUUAACAGCUGAUGAGUUUUGGAUUGUAUCACAAUCAUGAUGUUGCUUUUUUGUUUAUUUAUUAGUUGUUGAUUUUUUACAAAAGUAAAAUAAAUAAACUUUACAGCCUA